AAGCUCAGCCAAGCCCAGCCAAGCCAACCCAGCCAAGCCCAACCCAGCCAAGUCCAGCCAAGCCAAACUCCCCUCCGAAUAACCGCGCCGUGCCAUUCAAAAAUGUCCCAUCAGCGCAGCGGCAAAGACGGCGGCGGCGACGACGACGACGACCGUCUCGUGUGCUCCAUCUGCCUCGAGCUGUUCACCACCCCGGUGACGCUCGCGUGCGGCCACACGUUCUGCAGCGCGUGCAUCGACAGCACGUGGGCCACCGCGGUGUCGUCACUGGCGGUGACGUCAUCGGCGGCGACGUCACCGUCGCCGUCAUCGUCCUGUGCCGGGAUCUUCUCGUGCCCCCACUGCCGUCGGAUCUUUCCCCGGAGACCGGAGCUCGGCAAGAACGUCCUCCUCGCCGACAUGGUGGACCAACUCGUGCUGCUCAAGCAGCAGAAGUCUGAGAAGAAGAGGGACGGGGGCAAGGAGGAGGAGGACGAGGAGGAGGAGAGAACGACGAGCAGCCAUCGCAGGUGCCGAGAUCACUCAAAGCCGCUGGAGUAUUUCUGCCGUGGCUCGGACGACUGCCACGGCCUCCUCGUGUGCGCCGCGUGCGUUCUCGUGGGGUCGCACAAAGGCCACGAGGUGGUCACCGUGGAGGCGGAACGCGCCCUGCGCAGCGAGCGCGUGAGUUUGGUGAAGCGGAAACUUCGCGACACGGAGACGACAGCUCGCGGGAGGACGAGCAGCCUGCGGCACGGAACCCGUCUCGUGCAGGAAGCGGCCGAGGAGACAAAGUCGAGGCUGGGCGCCAGCUACGGCGACCUCCUUCGCCUCGUCGCCGAGGACCGCGAGUCGGCGCUGAGGGCCGUGGACGCGGAGCGCGACGCCAAACUCUCGGCGAUCCGGCGCGACAUCGGGAGCUGCGCCGAGGUGCUGGCCGAAGCGCAGGAGGCGCUGAGAGCCGUCGACGAUCUGGAGGCGACCGAGGACCACGUGGAGUUCAUCCAGAAAUGCAUGACAAACUGGGACAGCUUUGUGAGCCUGGAAAGCGUGCAGGUGGAGCCGGCGCUCGACCCGCCCUUGGAGUUCGUGGACGCGGCCGCGCUGCAGGAACGCAUCGAUGGAUUCCUGGCAUCCUUCAGAGCCUCCCAGAGCGAGGCGUCACCGGGAGAUCCGGCACGUCACUUUGGGGAGCUUGGCUAUCGCGAGUUUAUCAGGAGAUACGGCUGCUCGCCGACUCUGAACGUGGACUCGGCCCACCCGGAGCUGCGCUUCUCCCCCGACCUCCGGAGGAUGACGCUGGCGCGGUGCCCGCAGGCCCUGCCCGACGCCCCCGAGCGAUUCGACACGGCCAAGCAGGCCCUCUGCUCCGAGCCCCUGUCCUCGGGCCGCCGCUACUGGGAGGUGGACGUCGCCGGCUGCGGCUGGUACCGCGUGGGCGCCGCGUACGCCACCAUCGCGCGCAAGGGAGCCGGCACCGAAUGCCGCCUCGGGGAGAACGACGAGUCGUGGUGCCUCCUGCGGGACAGCAAGAGCCUCGUGGCGUGGCACGGCGGGUCGAAGGUGCCGCUGAAGCUGGCCGGGGGCACUCCUCACCUGCGGCGGGUCGGCAUCUAUCUGGACUGGGAGGCGGGGCUGCUGACGUUCUGCGGCAUCUCGGCGGGCGGCGGCGGCGGCGGCGGCGGUGGCGGCGCGGUGACGCUACACGCGUUCCACCACGAGUUCACGCAACCGCUGCUGCCCGCCCUGGCCGUGGGUUGUGUCACCCAGAGCCUGAGGAUCAUCGAGCUCGGGGGAAAGGAAGACGAUGAGGAGGAGGAGGAAGAGGAGGAGCUGCCGCCGUGCUCGUGAACACCCCUUGGGACUGCGGUUGGGCGGCGCCGACCAUGCCCCCCUCCUGCUGACCACGCCCUUAACCGAGACCACGCCCUUAACCGAGACCACGCCCCCAACAGACCACACCCCACACCGUGUCGUGCGUUGGACGAGCUCGCCGCGAAAUUUGGCUAAGCUCCCCGGCCUCUUCGUCCAUUGCCCAUUCUCUUCCCCUUCUCUCCCCUCCACUUCUUCACCCUCCCCGAACCCCCUACGCACCCAUCGAUCGUGACCAGCUCCCCUCCUCCUCCCUAUCCCCUUUGCACCCCUCCUAGUCACCCAUUCCUCAUGCGCUUGCCCGCCCCUGUCAUCUCGAUACAAUUCUUUGUCCGUACCGUUGUUUAAAUAAUGUUAAGCGCCGCGGUCGAAGGCGUUCUACGAGCACAGAAUAAGACGUCAACACCUCGUGAGUACCAACACGCAGAUGGAUGUAAAGUUAAGAGAUUAUUUAAGGCACGCUCAAAAAAAGGCAUCUUUGGACGAAACAAAAAUCUAAUGGUCAAACGGUGUACAGGAAACAAAAAAAUACAUUUCUUCAUUUAAAGCUUUCGUGACUGCAGGGAUUCAUAUUCUUGGUUCUUUCGGUAAAGUCACGUAGAGGGGAAAACAAUAAAAUAAUA
Petromyzon marinus (sea lamprey) is the source of this 2474-nucleotide messenger RNA. RefSeq lists its product as uncharacterized. Gene Ontology annotation, molecular function: protein binding; zinc ion binding. Lineage: Eukaryota; Metazoa; Chordata; Hyperoartia; Petromyzontiformes; Petromyzontidae. The record is from RefSeq and is a predicted model, not a curated record.